AUGGAACACUUGCGAGUACAGAUCUUUGAUUUUCUCAAAAACUUGCUUUCGAAACAACUUACGCAAAGUACGAAGAAACCAGAAUUUGUUGUUAUAUCGGCCGUCCUUUCUAGUUUAUCAAAAAUUAUAAGUUACAGUGGCAAUGAACUUAAAUGUGAUGAUGUGACAAUAUUGUACAAUGCAGCAAUCCAAAUUCUUUUGGCAAAUUUGGAUAAAAUUAAUCAGUACAAUCCCAUCAGAAGUGCCUGUAAACUUCUGAAGUCCUGUGCUAAACGUGCCAGUGUCUACGAUUGGGACAGAACUAUAGUCUACGAAAAGCAUAGGUCUACUCGCGACUCAUUUCAAAUUCUUUCUCGGAUGAUGAAGGAGAUUAUCCAUUUAGUUGAAGACAUUUCAGUUGCUCCUAUGCCUCCGAAGGCGUAUUGCCUGCCAGACUUACUUGAGGCUAUGGCCAACGUACUGGCAAUUCACUCUUCAUUGCAAAUGACGGAGGCGUUAUGGCGAUCUCUGAAAUUGGCGAUCAUUGACUGCUUUGAAUCUUAUCCUCGCCUUUCCCAAAGUGUUACCGAAGGCAUCGCCUACUGUAUUUUUGACACACUCGAAAUCCUGAAAAGCGAAAGCCAUCUAAUCUCAGUGAUUAAUGAGGCUUUCUACCAUGCCGUACUCCGAACAUGCUCCCAUUCGCCGAUUUAUCUUGGAGAUAGCGAAUCUGAUGGUGACAGUGAGACGGAGCGAGAGGUUGUGGAGGGAAAUUUGGACUCGAUCGACCAACCGAGCGUUUCCUUCCAGACGGAAAUCGCAAUUCCAAGACCUUCGUACCGGGAAUAUUUGCCACUAUGGCGGACUUUGUUGGGAUUGCCUACGGAAUUAAUGAUAAAGGUGGAGAGAUAUUCUCGAGGCACCACAGACCCCUCUCCUCUCAUAUUCCGACUCCUCCUGACAUCCUCCUUGACGAUUUUGAAGCGCCUUGAUUUCUCCUAUACAGAGUGCAGUAUGAACACUGCUGAGAUGGAAUCGCAGGUGGUUGUCAAAAUCCCUCAGGAUGUCCUCCUCCUUUCAAACAUGACCGCAUUUUUUGAAGAAAUUUUGCCGGACUGUUCGGUCGCCACCCACGAUGACCUUGUGACUUCCUUCUUGCAAAUCUGCCUUGAACUCGUGGAAAAAUACCCUCUGCUUAGUGGUCUCUACCGUCUUCUAAAACUCUCCGUCCUACUGGCUAAGCGGUCAGGCCUUUUCGAAGAGCACCACAGCUCCACCGUUCUAAUUCACCUAAGAUCAUUUGCAACCUCGUUGCUGGAGGCAUUUCCAUCAACAGGAGCCCUGUCCGCUGAUGACUUCAGUACUUCUCGCUGCUCUUGUCUCCUCGGUUUGCCUCUCGCAGUCUUCUCCCUUCACUCUGAAGACCGAGUUCUUAAACAAUUCGCUCAUGUCAUCAGCUUUGCCUGUCAAUUAGCGGGAUCGCAAGUUCGCUGUGUGGAUCUGGCAAACGCUGCAGUCUCCGCUGUUGAAUCCUGGUUGAGUGAGAUCGAACCCAACUCCCCAUUCUAUGCAAUGGCGUUUGGGAGUCUUAUGCCAGCAUUAGCUAGUCUACUUGAAGUCCAGCAAAAUAGACCUAUCAGGGAUAAGGCGCUGCCGCCUCCAAUUAGUCAGCGUUCACGGAGUUUAAAAAAUGCGGUUCAGGUCCGUCGGAAGUUGUGGACAAUCGCUAGAUGCCAAAGUCGACUAUAUUGUGAUUCAACUCUCAGCAAGGCGCAAAUGCGGGUUAUUGAACUCAUUGGUCGGAAUGCAAACUAUUGGAAACUUCUAAAUUUGGUUGGUUACAGUACUAGUGUUUCUCGACAAGCGAGAGUAUCGGCGGCAGAAUACUUACACGAGUAUAUAGUUUUUGGACUCAUCAAGCAGCGUGAAAUGUCCUCAGAUCCCAGUGAUCCGAUAGAGGAGAGUGACUCUGCGUAUUGGACUCUCCUCUUUCAUAUUUCAUUCAUUCUGGGAGCGGACACCGAUCAAUUAAUUUCCUGUCUCUUUCGUUGCCUCAUUUUCCAAUUGGUUCAUUGGUUCGCGGGCUAUCGAAUGGCAGGUUUGUGUGAAGCUAAGCUUUUGCAGAAAGUGAUUCUACGCAUUCUAAAUCUUACACCACCAGAAGAUGAUAUUUGUGGCUUUAUCGACUCACAGUGGCCCCUUCCUGAGUUGAUCCAAACAAGACGGACACAACUGGCCUCUGCCUGUCUUCAGGACUUCCUGAAGUGGAUGUGUUUCGAGGCCACAGGCACUAAGAGACGUCGUACUUCUAUCGGCAACCAAACAUUUGAGGAUCUGCUUCAGUUAACGUUGGAUGGUCUGUGUCAAGUUGGAGCUGCAACUCAAGUUUUCACCGAUACUGUAGCCAAUCUCCUAAGUGCUCGGCCGGAGAUGUGCUUUCGGUAUGUCUAUCUUCUCAUCGAUACCUUCAAGCGGUCCCUUCUAUCAGCACCGAAUCAAAGCUCCACCUCAGCCGCUGUAAAACGAGCAGUCGGAUUGCUAAUAGAAUUGUUAAAAGAAUCGCCAGAUGGUUUGAUAUUUGAAGACUGGACAACCCGUGAAAAACAGCCUCGUUUGACACGGGUUGGCAAAAGCACACCCAUAGUGGAAUCGCUUAAACCAACCUCCUGGGAAGCAGCUUCUGUCACUUCCUGCUUAAAAGCCUUACUGAUGGCUUGUCGUGACCCUCUCAACGGGAAAUUGUUCCAGAAACUUGUGGAGCAAGUUAUCUCAGCGUCUAACUUGCACCUAAUUCCAAAAAUACUUCCUGAUACGGGUUUUCUCUUAUCAACAUUCGAAUGCAACUUGGAUUCGCUGAGUGGCUUUCUUCGCUGUCUCGAUAACUACACGUGGCUGCUUUCGGCUAACCUUGUGGCCACCACGACUUUUGUUGAAGCAAUUCAACUUCCCGAAAGCCGAAUUAUCACACUUGUGAAGCGCUACUGUGGAUCUGAAGAGAAUAUGGGUCAAGAUGAAGCGACCGCAAUUAUGAAUUUCUUACUCUCCUUACUUCAUUCAAAACUGAGAGUGGAAUUGGGAAGUGUGUUUUCUGAGGACCACACUGUAUGGAGUUUUCUUGGUCGAAUCCUCUUGAGACCCAUAGCCACUGACGCCCGAUUGAUUGAUAAGAUAUCAUUUGAUGCGGAGGUGCUUUUAAGGUCAAUUAAUGAGUCAAAUCAGUGCUUGAUCUACCCAGCCAAUCUCCUAACUAUAUUGGGACUCAAUGAAGAGGAUGCCGUGCAAGCCAAUGCUCCAAACACAACCUUGUCUAUUCUACUCAAAUCCAUGGGCAUAUACUCUAGGGAACCUAAUAGAAGUAAAACGAACCAAUUGUGCAAUGGGAUCGCUAACGCAUGGCAUCGACAUAUCGAGCCCUGUUUGCAAAACAGCGAUUUCGAUAAGGAGGUCUGUGUUGAUCUUCUUGAAGCUGUUAUUUCUACCUCGCAAGUGGUGAGUUUUUAA
Molecule: messenger RNA, 3480 nt
Organism: Hydatigera taeniaeformis
Lineage: Eukaryota; Metazoa; Platyhelminthes; Cestoda; Cyclophyllidea; Taeniidae
Source: the annotation of a GenBank genome assembly